This is a messenger RNA of Coprinopsis cinerea okayama7#130, 1701 nucleotides long. RefSeq names its product amine oxidase. Lineage: Eukaryota; Fungi; Basidiomycota; Agaricomycetes; Agaricales; Psathyrellaceae. The transcript has 11 exons. Bases 1 to 1701 code for a protein of 566 amino acids. The record is from RefSeq and is a predicted model, not a curated record. Gene Ontology annotation, molecular function: oxidoreductase activity.
AUGAAGGUCGCCAUCGUUGGUUCUGGUGUUUCUGGGCUGGCAGCAACUUGGCUUCUGAAUGAACAUAGUGAGCAUACAGUACAUCUGUACGAAGCAGACACGAGGCCUGGUGGACAUGCGAAUACCGUUCGGUUCGUUCCUCCAGGAGCGCCUGCGGACAGCGAUGGCAUAGACGUCGAUACAGGCUUUAUCGUCAUGAACCCCCCAACCUACCCCAACUUUCUUCGCUUCCUCAAGCUUCACGAGCCCAAAGACUCAGAUGUACCAUCGCAGUCCCAAAGACCUCUGAACGCAGAGGAUAAUCCCACUGGAAAGACCUCGGGCAUCAAGGUUGUCCCAACCGAAAUGACAUUCAGCGUCUCCAGCGACAACGGCGCCUUCGAAUGGGCAGGAAAGAACCUCUUCACUGUCUUCUGCCAGCCUCGAAGGCUGCUUGAUCCACUGAUGUGGCGCAUGGUCUACGAUAUCUUCAGGUUCAAUGCGUGCUCUCGGAAAGUGCUGAUGCAGAAAGACGAGAGCGGGACGGAGUUGUCUAUUGGUGACUACCUUGUGAGGGAAAACUACUCUGUCGCGUUUCGGGAUAACUACCUGAUCCCAAUGACUGCAGCGAUCUGGAGUACCCCGCCUGGCAAAUGCUUCCUCGAUUUCCCUGCAAAGACUCUGAUUCAAUUCAUGUACAAUCACCAUCUCCUUCAAAUCACCGGGAAGCCUUCGUGGUUAACAAUCGAAGGCGGAAGCCACCGCUACGUAAAUCAAAUCCUCUCCAAACUGCCAUCAUCCCAACUACAUCUCAAUACGCCCGUCGUCAGAGCCUCCACCUCGACGCCCGAAGGAGCCACUACUAAACCUAAAGUCACGCUCAGAACACAAGCAGGGGAUGAAGUCGAAUACGACCAUGUCAUCCUCGCAUGCCAUUCAGAUACUGCACUCCAGAUUCUACAAGCCGGAAAUAUCACCCCCGAAGAAGAAAGGAUCUUGGGUACCUUCCAGUGGAACCGGAAUGAGGUUGUUCUUCACUCGGAUGUUCGAAUGAUGCCGAAGAGCAAGAUGGCUUGGUCUUGCUGGAACUAUCUCACUACGAGCCAGAACGGGGAAUCUAGCGAUAUCGAUAGGGUCUCACUGACGUACGGAAUGAACGACCUCCAGCAUAUCCCCGAAUCCAAAUGGGGACCGGUCCUCUGCACGCUCAACCCACCCCUCGAACCCGCCCCAGACAAAGUCGUAGGGCGAUGGAGAUACGACCAUCCGGUUCUCGAUUCCAAGGCCGUCCAAGCCCAAAACGAAAUGCCCCAUAUCCAAAACAAACGCUCCAUCACCUUCGCGGGUGCAUACCUCAAAUACGGCUUCCACGAGGACGGGUUCACAUCCGGUUUACUCGCCGCUUGCGCCAUCGACGAAGAACCCGGACAGUUUCCUCAGUUCACUUACUCGCCCCGCAAGUCCAAUCGGCGCCGGAAGGAGGGAGAAGAUGGUCUCAUUAUACCAGUCCGCAGGAGGACGGUGAAACCCCCGUUUGAAAUUCGCUAUGCGGACCAUCAUUUGGCGUUGGAGAGGGAGGGGAGGUGGAGUGUUGAGAAUGUGCUGGCGGGGGUGUUUGAUGUUUUCGAAAGGACUGGCUUGCGUGCAUUAGUUGGUGGAUCGUUGGGUGUUGUGUUGUGGGUGUUUGGUCUUGCACUGGGUAUGGGAAAGCAGAUGGACUAA